AUGCGAAGGAGAAAGCAUGAUAAAGGCAGCAUCUUCCCAGGAUCCAUGGGCUCUUUGAGAGAUGAUCAGAGGGAGGCCAGAUGAUCUGCACAACACACACACCACUGUUUCUCAUCCGCAAAGGCAGCAUCGGAGAGUUCUCCCCAGCCCCGUGCCGCCCGGCUUGCCCGAUCGGUUCCGGAUGUUUCGCAGCUGUGAGUGGGAAAUCCUGGAGCGAUCCCUCAGUAUCCUGCAGGCCAGCGACUUCUACUGGGGCCCCUUGUCUGUGGGGGAAGCUCACGCCAAGCUCCAGCGGGAGCCCGUUGGCACCUACUUGGUGCGGGACAGCUCACAGGGGAACUGCUUGUUCAGCCUGAGCGUGCGGAUGCCGACAGGGCCUGUCAGCCUCCGAAUCUCUUUCCAGGAGGGCUAUUUCCGUCUGAAGAACUGGUUUUCAGACUGCGUGGUGCGGCUGCUGGAGCUGGUGGUGGCAGGGACCCGGAACAACCCCUUGCACUUUGAUGAGAUGGGGGGAACCCCCCUGGUCUUCUCUGAGCCGCUGUGCCGGAGCCGCCGUGCAGUGCCUACACUGCGAGAACUGUGCUGUCGGAGCCUGCCUGCUGGGGCUGCGACAGGGGAUGGAGCAGGGCUGGGGGGCUCCUUGGGGAUGUGCCUGAGGGAGGAGGUGGUCUCGCCGCCAGGCAGAAGGGGGAGGUCAGACAGGAGCAUUGUCCCCAGCCACCCUCUGCCCUGGGCUGGAAGAUGA
Nestor notabilis (Kea) is the source of this 745-nucleotide messenger RNA. RefSeq names its product suppressor of cytokine signaling 1-like. The record is from RefSeq and is a predicted model, not a curated record. NCBI's taxonomy places the organism in Eukaryota, Metazoa, Chordata, Aves, Psittaciformes, Psittacidae. Gene Ontology annotation, cellular component: phosphatidylinositol 3-kinase complex. The transcript has a single exon. Gene Ontology annotation, biological process: phosphatidylinositol phosphate biosynthetic process. Bases 62 to 745 code for a protein of 227 amino acids. Gene Ontology annotation, molecular function: 1-phosphatidylinositol-3-kinase regulator activity.